AUGCCGUCUCGCCGGAAAAACAAAAGAAACGCCGACAUUAACCAAAUCGAACCGAUUUUGGAGCCGAAGGUGUCAUUAAUUUUUUGAGAAUUGCUCAGGAAAACUUUUUCAGAGAAGUGGGAAAAUAAAAACGUCGGAACCGAACAAAGAAGCUUUGUUGGAAGGUAGGCAAUCACAGUCGUCAAUUCCAACCUUUAAAUUUUUUUCCAACAGUCGACCUGAUUUCAAGACUGUUCAGCUGUUGAUUUUCAACCGUUAGACCAAUUCAAUCACUCAACUGUUGAAAAAUUUUUGGGUUGAAAAAAAAACCGUUCAAUGUUAAAUUUUGACGACUGUACAAGCAAUUAUUCCAUAAAAAAUUGAGUUUUAUUUUCAGUUUUUGCUGUUCAAAAGAAGGAAAAUACUUGUGUGGACGACCUGAAAGUUAAAGGUUUGUCAAAUACAAUUUUCGCGAGAAAAAAAAGCUUUGUGCAGUUGCAAAAGACACGAAAGGGGUACCGUCCAAAAGAAAGAAGAAAAUAGGAGGCGAGGAAAACAAAAUUCAGAAAGAAAUGAGAGAAUCCAUUGGAAAGAAGGUUUCUUUUUCAAAAUUUGCUUAGAGAUAUUCGUUUUCUUUUUUUUCAAAAAUAUGAAUUUAACGGAAACACGUUUUCAGGUUCUCGACUCUGUCAAAAAGUCUAAAAAACUACUUGGAGUUCAUGCCAGCGCUGCAGGUUCUUUUUGAAAGAUUUUGUUUUACAUAUUACGCUAAGUUGUCAAAAACCCAUUUUUCAACUCUUAUAUACUUUGAUUACUUUUCGAGGAGGACUUGAGCAGGCGAUCUUCAACGCUCGGGCAGAAGGUUGUCAAUCGUUUGCCCUGUUUCUCCGCAACCAACGACGUUGGGAUUCGAAGCCGCUCGAAGAAGAAGUCGUCGUCAACUGGUGGAAGGCCAUCAAGGCAUUUCUCAGUUGAUACUCAAUUUGACUCGUUUUUUUUGCCAGGAAACUCAGUUUCCCUUAGAAAGAGUUGUUCCACAUGGAUCUUACUUAAUGAAUCCAGGUUCUUACGACGAACAGACUUUGACUAAGGUUCGAGGUUUGUACUCUAACAAUCUUGUUCAUUUUUCUUUCAGACUCGUGUCGCCAUGUUGGAAGAAUGCCAGAGAGCCGAGAAGCUCGGAAUAACAUUGUACAAUUUCCAUCCUGGUUUGUAGCUUAGAGAUAAAGGGCUGGGGAUUUGAAAAAAAAUAUUUUCCGCCUGGUCAUUAGUCUUUCAAUAUUCAGGAUCUUCUGUUGGCAAAUGUACUACUGAGGAAUGCAUAGCCAGAUGUGCCGAAACAAUCGACUACGUUGUCGAAAGGACAGAAAAUGUGAUUAUGGGUUGGAAUUCCUCUUUUUUGUAAUAUUAGGUAUCGUAGAAUAACACGGGCACAGAACAGUCUGGAAAACUGAGCCGCGAAUGAAAAAGAACUUGAAAAAUAUAACAAAAUCCCCCAGAAAAGUGUGCCAAAACUUUCGAGCGAGCCAAGAGUUUCUCACACUUAUUAGACUGAGGUUUAGGUUUUUUCAUAGUGUGGAAAGUGUCUGUUACGCCUUAUUUUUAUUUUACUUUUGCGGUUCUAUGUAUUUUUUUUUUCACAGCUAGCCUUUUUCUUCACAUCUGGGGAGCUAUUUUAUGGUGACUAGGAACAUUUCAGUUGUUGAAACGAUGGCCGGACAAGGGAAUACGAUUGGUGGAAAGUUUGAGGAGCUAAGGGAUAUCAUUGACAAGGUUAUCGUGAAAAAAGCUUAACACUGCUUUUUUUAAAUUUCUAUCUAAUCUAAUAACGAACAAAAGGUUCAGGUCAAAAACAAAGAUCGAAUUGGCGUUUGUAUUGAUACAUGUCACAUUUUUGCAGCCGGUCGGACCCAAGCUUCAAUAUUCUAACUUUUUAUCUUUUUAAGGCUACGACAUAAGAAAAAAAGAAUCGUAUGACGAUACUAUGAGAAAGUUUGGCGAGAUUGUCGGGUUUGAAUAUCUCAAAGCAAUUCAUCUCAAUGAUUCUAAAGGUUAUCUCUUCAUCUCAAAGUUAUUUUUUUAGAAGAAGGAUGUAUUUCUCUGUAAUGAAGUAGAAAAAUUAGAAAAAAAGUUUGUCAUCUAACUAUAGGACCUUUUUUUGGCCCCCGGUUGAACUUUUGAUGAAACUUGUCUGAAAUGCCUUUUAAGAUAUCCUAUGUCAGAAAAAGAAAAAAAAAUUAUCGCUCUUAUUUCCGAGUUAUGAAGCUUCGAAGUUUGUAAAAAUACACUAAUUAUUACAAAAAAAGCGCUAAUUUGAACUUUUUGGAACGUCUUUACUCGAAAAUCAGAUUUAUUGCAAAAAAUUUUUUUCUUGUUCUGACAAUAGUCCUCAAAACACUCCAGCAAAGUUUCACCGAAGUUUCAACCGGGAGCUAAAAAACGUUCCCUAGUUAGACACAAUAAUUACUUGUUUAGGAGCAGAAAAAAUAAAUGUCAGCGUAUAGGACGUUAAAAAUCUUAACACGGAUAAUUUUCAGCGGACUUGGGUUCACACUUGGACCGGCAUGAGAAUAUUGGGAAAGGAAAGCUCAAGGAAGAGACUUUUUCCCAUUUCAUGAACGACACGAGGCUAGACGGAAUUCCGAUGAUUUUAGAAACACCCGAGGGCAUGUAUCCGGAGGAGAUGAUUCUUCUUUACGAACUUGACAAUAACUGA
Messenger RNA from Caenorhabditis auriculariae, 2695 nucleotides. The record is from the annotation of a GenBank genome assembly. NCBI's taxonomy places the organism in Eukaryota, Metazoa, Nematoda, Chromadorea, Rhabditida, Rhabditidae.